Messenger RNA from Paramormyrops kingsleyae, 2591 nucleotides. RefSeq names its product Na(+)/H(+) exchange regulatory cofactor NHE-RF1-like. Gene Ontology annotation, molecular function: protein-membrane adaptor activity; signaling receptor binding. Gene Ontology annotation, biological process: protein localization to plasma membrane. NCBI's taxonomy places the organism in Eukaryota, Metazoa, Chordata, Actinopteri, Osteoglossiformes, Mormyridae. Gene Ontology annotation, cellular component: apical plasma membrane. The record is from RefSeq and is a predicted model, not a curated record.
GGCUUAUUCUGCGGUUUCGAAAUAGGUAACAGGCCCAUUUCAACAGUCCCUAUGGGAGGAGCUUUAUAAGCGACAAAGGCGUUCUUGCUGAAAGUGAAUAGUGUCACUGACAGUACUUCUGAAUACCCGUGUUUAUCAGAAAGCGGAUACUUUUUACUUUUAAAUAGCUUGAACAUUAAAAAUGACCAGACCUCGGCCCAGACUAUGCGUGUUAGAAAAAGGAUCAGACGGCUACGGUUUCCAUCUUCAUGGGGAGAAGGGCAAGUCGGGGCAGUUCAUUCGCCUCGUAGAACCGGACUCGCCGGCCGAAGCGUCGGGUCUUCGCGCAGGGGACCGGCUGGUGUUCGUCAACGGGGAGUGUGUGGAAGGGGACAGCCACCAGCAGGUCGUAUCGCGCAUACGAGCCACCGUGGGAAAGCUGGAACUCAUCGUUGUGGACCAGGAGACGGAGGAUGUGCUGAUGGAACACAACUUGAAGUGCAUGAAGGAGUAUGUUACGGAAGGCAUCCCCAUUCCGAGCGAUGCAGCCGCAAACGACGGCGGGGUAGAGGAGGGUGACAUCGCCGCGGAACCUGCACCCACCCCGGCGCCGGAGGAGAACGGCGCAUUCUUUCUGGAAAAGAAACUCAGCAUCAGCUCUGAUAAGGAGACCCAACAGGAGCUCCGACCUCGACUCUGUGUCAUCGAGAAGGGGGCCACGGGCUACGGUUUCAACCUGCACAGCGAGAGGUCCAAGCCGGGCCAGUACAUCAGGGCCGUGGAUGACGACUCGCCCGCUCAGAGGUCUGGCCUUCGACCCAAGGACAGGAUUGUUCAGGUCAACGGCGACCCCGUGAAUGGGAAGCAGCAUGGCGACGUGGUGGAAGCCAUCAGAUCCGGCGGCGAGAAUACAGCGCUGCUCGUGGUGGACCCAGAGACGGAUGCCUUCUUCAAGAGGUGCCAGGUGACCCCUACAGAGGAACACCUCACAGGCCCUUUGCCCGAACCCAUUGCCAAUGGAGAUUUGGAGAACAAGAUCAACAACGACGAGACCGAAGACGCGAAUUCGGACGAGGUCAAGGUACCCGUCAGCCCCACCCUCUCCAGCUCCUCAUCCGAAGCCUCUCUCACAGCCCCACCCGCCACUCCGCCCCCAGAGGCUACGGAGCCCCCCUCCGAGGAGGCGGAACUGAGCGCAGGCAAGUCCCUACAACUGGCCCGGGAGCGAGCGCAUCAGAAGCGCAGGAAGGCGCCCCCUAUGGACUGGAGCAAGAAGCACGAGCUGUUUCACAAUCUGUAGAACCACCCCCCCACACAGACACAUACACCCACAUACAAACAUGCUGGACAGAUGACCUUUACUUUUAUUUACAACUGUGGGUUUGUCUUUUAUUCAGACCAACUCAUCACUCAAAUUUAGGGACAGCUGCUCUGGAUUAAGUUUCAUACAGAACUUCUGAGAAGCAUUACAAUAAAUACAAUUAACUAUAUUCCGUACACAUGCCCCCACUAUCUUCCACCCCCUUACCCUGGGGUUUCAAUAUAGGGCUUGGGGGGGGCAUAUUUUAUAAUGGGGGACCACCACCCCCACCCCCACAGCAAUUUUUUUUGCUAGAAUUUAAAAAUGCUGUCAUAUUACCAUAAUACGCCCCCCGAAGGACAUUACAGGUUUAUUUGAACCGUCUUCUUGCAUCUAUCAUUCGAUGUAUAAAUUGAACAUAAGUCAGAGGAAACUGAAGCAGGAUGUGGUCAGACAGAGUGGGGGGUGACGAGCAAAGCAGCCUGUUUCACUGCUGCUGAUCAGGGCUUAGUAGUGUGUCUGCAUGCCUGUGCAUCAGGCUUCUAACAUACAUGGGGGAACCCAAUGGACAGAUAGAGUGAGUGUGACAGAGUGUGUAUUUGUGGGUUUAAGUAAAUGUGCCUUAUUGUGGUAAGACCAAUCUCUCCUGUGCAAAGAAACAUGUUAUUAUUUGAUUGAGUCAAAUGGCAGAUGAUGUGUGUGUGUGUGUGUGUGUGUGUGUGUGUGUGUGUGUAUGAUUGGUGUGAACAUGUAACCUAUUACAAGCCAGGAGACACACACACACGCGUGGUAGACUGGGUUGUCUUGUGAUCCAGGCACCUGUAAUUUAAUUGUAAUUAAGGUUUUAAAAACUAUUAUUCUUUACCUUAUGUUUUACUGUUUUUGUUUUUUUGUGUUUUUUUGCUUUUUUUUGGUCCAUAUGAUUCCAUCCAAAACCAAACCCAUUCCCCCAUUGGUCCAUAUGAUUCCAUCCAAAACCAAACCCAUUCCCCCAUUGUGGCCGGAAUUAACUUUUGCCAUAUUAGCUGGUGCUUCCAGAAACCAAACCUGCUCCAGAUACUGAAUCUCCCCCACGAACCCUUCAUGUCAUUAUUGAUUUUAUUUAACAUCCGUUUCCCUUCUUUUGCCGCUUAUAUCUACGCGUCACAUGUCAUCUGUAGGACACAGGUGAGACUGCUCGCCAAAGCGCACCCCCCCACCCCCUUCAUUGUCAGGGAGAGGUUGAGCCACCAGUGACACACUCUCAACACGCCGCUUGUGUGCUCUUCCAUGGAAUGGGCUGCUUUUAUAAAAUAAAAAUACUGUUUUUGCA